This is a messenger RNA of Phodopus roborovskii (desert hamster), 3543 nucleotides long. It is a transcript of the gene Cbx8, whose product is annotated as chromobox 8. The record is from RefSeq and is a predicted model, not a curated record. Lineage: Eukaryota; Metazoa; Chordata; Mammalia; Rodentia; Cricetidae. The coding region runs from base 101 to 1183 and encodes 360 amino acids. The transcript has 5 exons.
AGGAGAACUGACGUCAGCGGGAGAGUAUUAUGGGCUGUCGAGCGCUGGCUGCUGCUUUUCUGCUCCUGGAAGCGGCCGAGGGGGGAAGCGGCGAGUCAACAUGGAGCUCUCGGCGGUGGGGGAGCGGGUGUUCGCGGCCGAAGCCCUCCUGAAGCGGCGCAUUCGCAAAGGACGCAUGGAAUACCUCGUGAAAUGGAAGGGCUGGUCGCAGAAGUACAGCACGUGGGAGCCCGAAGAAAAUAUCCUGGAUGCUCGCCUGCUUGCAGCCUUUGAGGAAAGGGAACGGGAGAUGGAGCUCUAUGGCCCCAAAAAGCGAGGACCCAAGCCCAAAACCUUUCUUCUCAAGGCCCAGGCCAAGGCGAAGGCCAAAACAUAUGAAUUCAGGAGUGACCCUGCCAGAGGCAUCCGGAUCCCUUACCCAGGCCGAUCACCCCAGGAUUUGGCAUCUACUUCCAGGGCUCGAGAGGGCCUUCGGAACACAGGUCUAUCCCCACCAGGGAACAGCACCAGUACCUGCAGGGCAGAGCCACCUCGGGACCGGGAUCGAGAAAGAGGUACCAGUCGUGUAGAUGACAAGCCCAGCUCACCGGGAGACAGCUCCAAGAAGCGAGGACCCAAGCCCCGGAAGGAGCUCCUGGACCCUUCUCAGAGGCCCUUGGGAGAACCCAGUGAUGGCCUAGGAGAAUACCUCAAAGGCAGGAAGCUGGAUGACACCUCUUCUGGGACGGGAAAAUUCCCAGCUGGCCACAGCGUGAUCCAGCUUGCUCGAAGGCAGGACUCAGACCUGGCACAAUAUGGUGUGACCAGUGCUAGCUCGGCAGAGGCCUCGGGCAAGUUGGCUGUGGACACCUUUCCAGCCAGGGUGAUAAAGCACAGGGCUGCUUUCCUGGAGGCCAAAGGCCAAGGUGCCCUGGACCCUGGUGGCCCCAGGGUCCGGCAUACUUCAGGUACUCCGGGCUCAGUGGGGAGUCUGUAUCGGGACAUGGGGGCUCAAGGGGGAAGGCCCUCCCUCAUCGCCAGGAUCCCAGUGGCCAGAAUCUUGGGGGACCCAGAGGAAGAGUCUUGGAGCCCCUCCCUGACUAACCUGGAGAAGGUGGUUGUCACAGAUGUGACCUCAAACUUUUUGACAGUCACCAUUAAGGAGAGUAACACGGACCAAGGAUUCUUUAAGGAGAAAAGAUGAAUUCCUGGGGAUGGGGAGCCCAGGACCAGAACAGGCGAGAGUGAGCUCCAAUGUGGCUUAGUGCUUUUUUAUUUCUGGGUGGCUGUGGCCUUCUGGCUGGCCCUGUCCUUAACUUCAUACCCUCUCCCCGAGUCCCUUUCAUUCCUUCUUUCUCAGUUCUGGUUGGAAAUUAUCUAGAGUUCUAUUUUCUAUUAGAUGUAAAUAUGUUAUUUAAGAAAAAUAUCUAAAUAUAUAUAUUUCAACUCUUGAAGUUCUUUUAUUUAAACAAGGAGAGAGAGAGAGAGAUAGAUUGUGGUCUGGUAGGGGCAGACAGAGUUGGUACAGGAGGGGACUUGUUCCAAGGGGCUCUAGAAAAGCUGGGGGCCUGGGCACCGGGAUUCUGGAGGGAGUGUGAAGGGACUCAGCCCAGCCCACCUCCUCCCUCCACGCCUCCGGGUUCCCAGUGCCAGACUCUGGGCACCCAGGCAGGAUUUUUUACUCUCCUUCCCAUUGGCCAGCUAGGCCAACAAAAGGUUGGCUUUCCAAUCAGAAAAAGAGGGAUGGGGUGGGGUCAGCCCAGUUUUCUUUUUUUCUGUUUUCUUCUUUCUCUCUCUUUUUAAAGAUUAAGAUGUCUAUUAGGGGGGAAAGUAUUAACUUUUUCGUGCGUGUUGUUGAAGGUUUAAAAAUAUAAGUCAGGAGUGGGUGGGGCGCAGGUCUCCCGUGACCACACAGGGAGAUGCACUUUACGAGCGAGUGUGAGUGCCAUACACGGGGAUUGUGUGUAUGUGUCAUGUGGACAAAAUCUCCCCGUCCCAUGUCCCAUUCCUUCCCUUUCCAGAGAGAAAGAGAAAUCCAGCGAAUUUGUUUACAUUCCCGAAAUGCCAGGAUAUAUUGGGAGGAUUGCGUGUCAGUGCCCAGAGCACCAGACAGUUGUUUUACAAGGAAAAUGCUCAGGCGGACUUUUCCUUUGCGAGUCCUCUCUAGCUUUGCCAGAAGACAGGGCGGCCCACCUCCCAGGAAGACUUGGACAAGCCUGGUUCGUCGGUGGGGGUGGGAAGGUGGGCCCUACUCUCAGAAGGACCAACGGCCGCCUGGCCACCUCAGCCACCCGGCGGGCGGCGGGGUUGGCAGCGGGCUGCGCACCAGGCUGGUCGCCGCGGGGGUCGCAGCCUAAGUGGAACAUGGUCAGGUGGGGCUCGGAGCGGAAGGGGUCGACUGAGUUCCCACCCAAGGAUGUGCAUUAGAAGUUUAGUCCCCCCUCCCCUUCCUUAAAAGUAAAAGCUGUAAUUUAUAGUUCUUUUCGAUUCUCGGAGUGCUCGCUAAAUGAACUCGACUGGACGUUCAGACACCUCGGAAGGGGGUGGGGGAACGCGAGGUGGAGGGGGGGUGCGACCCGGGACGACAGGAGCCCCGCGACCCUCUGUGCCCCUGGUCCUGGCCCACUCCGGAGGGCACCACGCGCAGCUCGGACUCAAAAGCACAACUCUGUCCCUCAGCCAGUUCAGCAGGGAUCUUGCGGCCUCUCCGCCCUCCCCUCCCUUAAAGGGCCAGCAGGCGGUCUAACUUCUGUGGCUUUUGCAGGGAGGGGGCGUGAGGCUCUGCUUGUGGGACAAAGCACAGAGGGAGGAGGCUCUGGGGUGGGUUAGAGAGGCUUGGUAAUGGGGAGAUGCUGAGAGGAAACCCCGGCCUCGUCCUCCCUACUCCUGGCUCCCCAUCGCUGAGUCUCUCUUCCCUCCAAACUUUGCCUUUAAAUAGAGGGAGAAAAAAGGAAAAACGGUGUACUCUCUACGUGUGUUUAUUUGUUUUUGAAAAUCGGUUUGCGCCUAAAGAGAAGCCCUUGGAAUGGGAAUUUUUAUCUGCUCAUAUUUGUAAAACUGGUAUUUUCGACUUUGUAUAAAGAAUCGCCGUUGACUGUGUGUCUGUCUAGAUGUUGACCCUAUUUUCAGGUAAACCUGCUUUGGAGGCACACUUGUGACCGAGUGGACCGUGACUCUGGGACACUCAGGAGUCCCUUACCUGACUUCCUCUCUCUCCUCUCCUUCCUGGCUCAAACCUUCUGUCCCUCCAGCCGUCCUGGUUCGGCCAUCACUGCCCAUCGUCCUGCCAUCUGUCCAUGGCCGUUGUGUGUGUCUCCUUAGCUCGCUCUUGAGAGGCUGACCUGGGGGGUGGGUGGGCAGGGGUCUGGGGCCAUGUGGCUCCGAGUCUGCAAUCGUAGAUGGGCAGAACACGUGUUUAUGAAUUCUCAGAUAUGUACAAAUCUCGAAUUGAUCGCCUCCUCAGCUCAAGAGUGAAACUUCGGUACCCUAUCUUCUUGGGUUGUGAAUGUGUCUGUAUCCAGUAUCACUUUUUAUGUGUUUAAAUAUAUAUACUUUGUAAAUAGA